UAAUAUUGACAUGACUUACUUGCAUUUUGCUUGUCCUCUAUGUAGCAUCUGCUUGACAUUUUUUCAGGUCCCGACACUGAAACUGGCUACUACCAGACACACCCUCACGAAAUGGUAACAUCGCUGGGUAAUGAAUCAGCUGCCAGUGACGGCCAUCGCACCAUACCACGACCGACGCCUGCGGAAUUUCGUAAGCUAGUACCUGGUCCCGAAAGAUGAGGUUAGCGAAAGAGGCCUGGCGCGACGCAUGCGAAAUCAAAGGUGCCAACGUCAAAUUAACACCUCCAGUGGUCAAAAUCCUCUUGCGGCGCACAUCACAUGUGCGCGGUGAACUCAAAAUGAAGAUGCGCUCACUUAUGAGCUCGUUUUUUGGGUUCCAGCCAAGUCUUUCGAGGGACGUGAUAGGGCAAAACCGAGACCUGGCAGAAUCUUUGAAAAAUGGUUCAGCAUUUGCCUUCAAGGACUGGACAUCGACAGGGCUUUAUAAAUCCGAGCUACUGCAAGACGGUAGCAUCACAGGGUUCGGUACGUCGCACUAUAUUUUCGCAAGUGCCAACCUAACAUCUGUGCUUUUAAGUUCGCAUGCAGGUGUCGAAGCCCUCACUCUGCUGUCGGCUGCAUCCCGGAUUGGUGACAAGGCUUUUGAUGAUGCGAUUCGCGAGUACCAACUUGAGGAGGAGGAGGGUGCAGAGGCUAACAGGAGUUGAGGCUCAUAGAUGUGAAGAGGGCGCGGAGGAUCGUGCAAGGCAUUAGUAGAAUCUGUCGGUAGCGCUGUGUUAUGUAUCUGAAUUCAUUUUUUUUCGUGCU
Molecule: messenger RNA, 807 nt
Organism: Suillus discolor
Lineage: Eukaryota; Fungi; Basidiomycota; Agaricomycetes; Boletales; Suillaceae
Exons: 4
Coding region: 216-707 (163 amino acids)
Source: RefSeq, a predicted model, not a curated record